Messenger RNA from Tachyglossus aculeatus (Australian echidna), 8795 nucleotides. It is a transcript of the gene TENM3, whose product is annotated as teneurin transmembrane protein 3. The transcript has 35 exons. Bases 534 to 8714 code for a protein of 2726 amino acids. Gene Ontology annotation, molecular function: protein heterodimerization activity; protein homodimerization activity; cell adhesion molecule binding. The record is from RefSeq and is a predicted model, not a curated record. Gene Ontology annotation, cellular component: neuron projection; membrane. Gene Ontology annotation, biological process: heterophilic cell-cell adhesion; neuron development; signal transduction. Lineage: Eukaryota; Metazoa; Chordata; Mammalia; Monotremata; Tachyglossidae.
AGACGUGUUCUCCGAUCGAUUUCCGGCUUCCCCGCCAAGAGCAGAGACCCUGGAAAGAAGUGGGCUGCCUUCCUGUCGGGCCAGCUGUCAGUCAUUUCCACCCCUGUGUGUCACAUGCCCCGGCCUCAUCAAGAGCAGCGGUGAGGAGAUGACUCUGUGGAGAUGAGCUCUUAAUUAAUGCACUGAGAGAACACGAGUCCCACCUCUCAACAGGGAUGACUGACAGCUAAGGAUUCAUAAAUUACACUAAUUGAGCUCCGCAACUUGACGGCCUUUCCGCAGCCAGCUCGUCAGAGAAGCCAGGACCGGGCCACGAGGAAUCACUUCAGACAGAAGUAGCCCUCAGGAGCAGACAUAAAGCCAACCUGAAGGAAAUGCCCACCAGCAUCUGAUUCACCUCCGGUUUCCAGCUCCUCCCCAGCCGAGGCAGAGAAGCGAGAUCUCAGUGGCUUCGAGGUAGAGAUCUCCGACGACGUCCGAAGGGACGAAGAACAGCGGCGGUGAGCCCCGCUGAGCCCCGGGGGGAAUGAAGGAUGGAUGUGAAGGAGCGCCGGCCCUACUGCUCCCUGACCAAGGGCAGGAGGGACAAGGAGCGGCGAGGCGCCAACCCGGCCGGCGAGCGGGACGAAGGCUGCCGCGUGCCCACCCAGAAGUCCUACAGCUCCAGCGAGACGCUCAAGGCCUUCGACCAUGACUCUUCCCGCCUCCUCUACGGCAGCCGGGUGAAGGACCUCGUCCACCGCGAGGCCGACGAGUUUCCGCGCCAAGGACAGAAUUUUACCCUCCGGCAGUUGGGGGUGUGCGAGCCGGCGGCGAGGCGAGGCCUGGCGUUCUGCGCGGAGAUGGGGCUGCCCCCCCGAGGCUACUCUCUGAGCGCGGGCUCGGACGCGGACACGGAGAACGAAGGCGUCAUGUCCCCGGAGCACGCCAUGCGGCUGUGGGGCAGGGGGGUCAAGUCGGGCCGCAACUCCUGCCUCUCCAGCCGCUCCAACUCGGCCCUCACCCUGACCGACACCGAGCACGAGAACAAAUCCGACAGCGAGAACGAGCAACCUGCCAACAAUCAAAGCCAGGCCACCCUGCAGCCGCCGCCGCCUCCCCCGCCGCCCCCGCCGCCGCCCCCUCACAAGCAUCAUCCGCCCUCCGUCACCUCCCUGAACCGCAACUCGCUGACCAACCGCAGGAACCAGAGUCCGGCCCCGCCGGCUGCCCUGCCCGCCGAGCUGCAAACCACGCCUGAGUCCGUCCAGCUGCAGGACAGCUGGGUCCUUGGCAGUAAUGUGCCACUGGAAAGCAGGCAUUUCCUCUUCAAGACGGGAACGGGGACAACGCCGCUGUUCAGUACCGCGACCCCGGGGUACACGAUGGCGUCGGGGUCCGUCUACUCCCCUCCGACCAGGCCCCUGCCUCGGAACACGCUGUCCCGGAGCGCUUUCAAGUUCAAGAAGUCGUCCAAGUACUGCAGCUGGAAAUGCACGGCGCUCUGCGCGGUGGGAAUUGCCGUGCUCCUGGCCAUCCUCCUCUCCUACUUCAUAGCCAUGCAUCUGUUUGGCCUCAACUGGCAGCUGCAGCAGACGGAGAACGACGCGUUCGAAAAUGGAAAGGUGAACUUGGACGCCGCCCCCACCAACGCCGUGUCCCCGUCACCCGGAGACAGCGGGAAACUAGGGGGCUCCGCCCAGGAAAACAACAGCCUAGACUCCGGAGAACUGGACAUUGGCCGGAGAGCGGUUCAAGAGGUGCCCCCGGGGAUCUUCUGGAGGGCCCAGCUUUCCCUUGAGCAGCCCCAGUUCUUGAAGUUCAAUAUCUCCCUCCAGAAGGACGCACUGAUCGGCGUGUAUGGUCGCAAGGGGCUGCCGCCCUCCCACACCCAGUACGACUUCGUGGAGCUCCUGGACGGCAGCCGGCUGAUCUCCAGGGAGCAGCGGAACCUGGCGGAGCCGGGCCGUCCGGGCCGCCAGGCGCGGUCCGUCAGCGUCCACGAGGCCGGCUUCAUCCAGUACCUGGAUGCCGGCACCUGGCACCUGGCUUUCUACAAUGACGGCAAGCACCCCGAGCUGGUGGCCUUCAACACCAUCGUCAUCGAGUCCGUGGUCGAGUGUCCGCGCAACUGCCACGGCAACGGCGAGUGCGUCUCCGGGACCUGCCACUGUUUCCCGGGAUUCCUGGGUCCGGACUGCUCUAGAGCGGCCUGCCCGGUGCUGUGCAGCGGGAACGGCCAGUACUCGCGGGGACGCUGCCUCUGCUUCAGCGGCUGGAAGGGGACGGAGUGCGACGUGCCCGGCUCCCAGUGCACGGACCCCCAGUGCGGGGGCCGCGGCGUCUGCAUCAUGGGCUCCUGCGCCUGCAACGCGGGCUACAAGGGCGACACGUGCGAGGAAGCGGACUGCCUGGACCCCAGCUGCUCGGGCCACGGCGUGUGCAUCCACGGCGAGUGCCACUGCAACCCCGGCUGGGGCGGGGGCAACUGCGAGAUCCUCAGGACCCUGUGUCCGGACCAGUGCUCCGGCCACGGCACCUACAACCAGGACAGCGGCACCUGCACCUGCGACCCCAACUGGACCGGCCCCGACUGCUCGAGCGAGAUCUGCCCGGUGGACUGCGGCCCUCACGGGGUGUGCAUGGGGGGUGCCUGUCGCUGCGAAGAGGGCUGGACCGGGCCGGGCUGCAGCCAGCGAGCCUGCCACCCCCGCUGCGCCGAGCACGGGACGUGCAAGGACGGAAAAUGCCAGUGCAAUCAGGGCUGGAACGGAGAGCACUGUACCAUCGCUCACUAUUUGGAUAAGAUAGUGAAAGACAAGAUAGGAUAUAAAGAGGGCUGCCCGGGCCUGUGCAACAGCAACGGGAGGUGCACGCUGGACCAGAACGGCUGGCACUGCGUCUGCCAGCCUGGAUGGCGCGGGGCGGGCUGCGACGUCGCCAUGGAGACGCAGUGCACGGACGGCAAGGAUAACGAAGGAGACGGGCUGGUGGACUGUAUGGACCCCGACUGCUGCUUGCAGAGCUCCUGCCAGAACCAGCCGUACUGCCGGGGGCUACCGGACCCCCAGGAUGUCAUCAGCCAGAGCCAGCAGGCCCCACCCCAGCAGGCCGCCAAAUCCUUCUUUGACCGCAUCAGCUUCCUGACGGGGCCGGAGAGCACCCACGUCAUUCCCGGGGACACCCCCUUCAACAGGAGCCUGGCGUCGGUCAUCAGAGGCCAGGUGCUCACCGCCGACGGGACGCCCCUGAUCGGAGUCAACGUCUCCUUCUUCCACUACCCGGAGUACGGCUAUACCAUCACUCGCCAGGACGGGAUGUUUGACCUGGUGGCCAACGGCGGCGCGUCCCUGACGCUGGUCUUCGAGCGCGCCCCGUUCCUCACGCAGUACCACACGGUGUGGAUCCCGUGGAACGUCUUCUACGUCAUGGACACGCUGGUCAUGAAGAAAGAGGAGAACGACAUUCCCAGCUGCGACCUGAGCGGAUUCGUCCGGCCGAACCCCAUCAUCGUCGCGUCCCCGCUGUCCACCUUCUUCCGCUCCUCCCCCGAGGACAGCCCCAUCAUCCCCGAGACCCAGGUGCUCCACGAGGAGACGGCCAUCCCCGGGACGGACCUGAAACUCUCCUACCUGAGCUCCCGGGCGGCCGGCUACAAGUCGGUGCUGAAGAUCGCCAUGACGCAGGCGGCCAUCCCGUUCAACCUCAUGAAGGUCCACCUCAUGGUGGCCGUGGUGGGGCGGCUCUUCCAGAAAUGGUUCCCGGCCUCCCCCAAUCUGGCCUACACCUUCAUCUGGGACAAGACGGACGCCUACAACCAGAAGGUCUACGGCCUCUCGGAGGCCGUGGUGUCCGUGGGUUACGAGUACGAAUCCUGCCUGGACCUGACUCUGUGGGAGAAGCGGACGGCCGUCCUGCAGGGCUACGAGCUGGACGCCUCCAACAUGGGGGGCUGGACGCUGGACAAGCACCACGUCCUGGACGUCCAGAACGGGAUCCUGUAUAAAGGCAACGGGGAGAACCAGUUCAUCUGUCAGCAGCCACCGGUGGUCAGCAGCAUCAUGGGCAACGGGAGGCGACGGAGCAUCUCCUGCCCCAGCUGCAACGGCCAGGCGGACGGCAACAAGCUGCUGGCCCCCGUGGCCCUGGCCUGCGGAGUGGACGGCAGCCUCUACGUGGGCGACUUCAACUACAUCCGCCGCAUCUUCCCCUCUGGAAAUGUCACCAGCGUCCUGGAGCUCAGAAAUAAGGAUUUUAGACAUAGCAGCAACCCGGCCCACAGAUACUACCUGGCCAUCGACCCGGUGACCGGAGACCUCUACGUGUCCGACACCAACACCCGCCGGAUCUACCGGCCGCGCUCGCUCACCGGAGCCAAGGACCUAACCAAGAACGCCGACGUGGUGGCGGGAACCGGGGAGCAGUGCCUGCCGUUCGACGAGGCCAGGUGCGGCGACGGCGGCAAGGCCGUCGAGGCCACCCUCAUGAGUCCCAAAGGGAUGGCGAUCGACAAGAGCGGGCUGAUCUACUUCGUGGACGGGACCAUGAUCAGGAAAGUGGAUCAGAACGGAAUCAUCUCCACGCUCCUGGGCUCCAACGACUUGACUUCCGCCCGACCUCUGACCUGCGACACCAGCAUGCACAUCAGUCAGGUGCGCCUGGAGUGGCCCACGGACCUGGCCAUCAACCCGAUGGACAACUCCAUCUACGUGCUGGACAACAACGUGGUCCUGCAGAUCACGGAGAACCGGCAGGUGCGGGUGGCGGCCGGCCGGCCCAUGCACUGCCAGGUCCCCGGCGUGGAGUACUCGGCCGGCAAGCUGGCCGUCCAGACCACGCUGGAGUCGGCCACGGCCAUCGCCGUCUCCUACAGCGGCGUCCUCUACAUCACGGAGACGGACGAGAAGAAGGUCAACCGCAUCCGGCAGGUGACCACCGACGGGGAGAUCUCCCUGGUGGCCGGCGUCCCCUCCGACUGCGACUGCAAGAACGACGUCAACUGCGACUGCUACCAGGCGGGCGACGGCUACGCCAAGGACGCCAAGCUGAGCGGCCCCUCGUCGCUGGCCGCCUCCCCCGACGGCACGCUCUACGUGGCCGACCUGGGCAACAUCCGCAUCCGCGCCGUGGCCCGCAACCGGCCCCUGCUGAGCGCCCUGAACGUCUACGAGGUGGCCUCGCCCGCCGACCAGGAGCUGUACAUCUUCGACGUCAACGGCACGCACCAGUACACCCUGAGCCUGGUGACGGGCGACUACCUCUACAACUUCAGCUACAGCAACGAGGACGACGUGACGGCCGUGACCGACAGCAGCGGCAACACGCUCCGCAUCCGCCGCGACCCCAACCGCCUGCCCGUUCGCGUGGUCUCCCCGGACAAUCAGGUCAUCUGGCUGACCAUCGGCACCAACGGCGGCCUGAAGAGCCUGACCGCCCAGGGCCUGGAAUUGGUGCUUUUCACUUACCACGGCAACAGCGGGCUCCUGGCCACCAAGAGCGACGAGACCGGCUGGACCACUUUCUUCGACUACGACAGCGAAGGCCGCCUGACCAACGUCACCUUCCCCACGGGCGUGGUGACCAACCUCCACGGGGACAUGGACCGGGCCAUCACGGUGGACAUCGAGUCGUCCAGCAGAGAAGAGGACAUCAGCAUCACCUCCAACCUGUCCUCCAUCGACUCCUUCUACACCAUGGUCCAAGACCAGCUGCAGAACAACUACCAGAUCGGCUACGACGGGUCGCUGCGGAUCCUGUACGCCAGCGGCCUGGACUCCCACUACCAGACGGAGCCGCACGUCCUGGCCGGCACGGCCAACCCCACGGUGGCCCGGAGGAACAUGACGCUGCCCGGUGACAACGGCCAGAACCUGGUGGAGUGGCGCUUCCGCAAGGAGCAGGCCCAGGGGAAGGUCAACGUCUUCGGUCGCAAGCUCAGGGUGAACGGCAGGAACCUCCUCUCCGUGGACUUCGACCGCACCUCGAAGACGGAGAAGAUCUACGACGACCACCGGAAAUUCCUGCUGCGGAUCGCGUACGACCCGUCGGGGCACCCCACCCUCUGGCUCCCCAGCAGCAAGCUCAUGGCGGUCAACGUGACCUACUCCUCCACGGGCCAGAUCGCCGGCGUCCAGCGCGGAACCACCAGCGAGAAAGUGGACUACGACGGGCAGGGGCGGAUCGUGUCCCGCGGCUUCGCGGACGGAAAGACGUGGAGCUACACGUACCUAGAGAAGUCCAUGGUGUUGCUGCUGCACAGCCAGCGCCAGUACAUCUUCGAGUACGACGCGCUGGACCGCCUGGCAGCGGUGACCAUGCCCAGCGUGGCCCGCCACACCAUGCAGACCAUCCGCUCGGUGGGCUACUACCGCAACAUCUACACGCCGCCGGAGAGCAACGCCUCGGUGGUGACGGACUUCACGGAGGAGGGCCUGCCGCUGCAGACGGCCUUCCUGGGCACCAGCCGGCGGGUCCUGUACCGCUACAGGCGGCAGACGCGGCUGGCCGAGGUGCUCUACGACAGCACGCGGGUCAGCUUCACCUACGACGAGGCGGCGGGCGUGCUGAAGACGGUGAACCUGCAGAGCGAGGGCUUCAUCUGCACGCUGCGCUACCGGCAGGUGGGCCCGCUGGUCGACCGGCAGAUCUACCGCUUCAGCGAGGACGGGCUGGUCAACGCCCGCUUCGACUACAGCUACGACAACAGCUUCCGCGUGACCAGCACGCAGGGGGUCAUCAACGAGACGCCGCUGCCCAUCGACCUGUACCAGUUCGACGACAUCUCGGGCAAGGUGGAGCAGUUCGGCAAGUUCGGCGUCAUCUACUACGACAUCAACCAGAUCAUCUCCACGGCCGUCAUGACCUACACCAAGCACUUCGACGCCCACGGGCGCAUCAAGGAGAUCCAGUACGAGAUCUUCCGCUCGCUCAUGUACUGGAUCACCGUCCAGUACGACGGCAUGGGGCGGGUGACCCGGCGGGAGAUCAAGAUCGGGCCCUUCGCCAACACGACCAAGUACGCCUACGAGUACGACGUGGACGGCCAGCUGCAGACGGUCUACCUGAACGAGAAGAUCGCCUGGCGCUACAACUACGACCUCAACGGCAACCUCCACCUGCUCAACCCGGGCAACAGCGCCCGCCUGACCCCGCUGCGCUACGACCUGCGGGACCGCAUCACGCGGCUGGGCGACGUCCAGUACCGGCUGGACGAGGACGGCUUCCUGCGCCAGCGCGGGGCCGAGAUCUUCGAGUACGGCUCCAAGGGCCUGCUGGCCCGCGUCUACAGCAAGGGCAGCGGCUGGACCGUGGUCUACCGCUACGACGGGCUCGGCCGCCGCGUGUCCAGCCGGACCAGCCUGGGCCAGCACCUGCAGUUCUUCUACGCCGACCUCACCUACCCGACGCGGGUCACCCACGUCUAUAACCACUCCAGCUCCGAGAUCACCUCCCUCUACUACGACCUGCAGGGCCACCUCUUCGCCAUGGAGAUCAGCAGCGGCGACGAGUUCUACGUCGCCUGCGACAACACGGGCACCCCGCUGGCCGUCUUCAGCAGCAACGGGCUCCUGCUCAAGCAGGUCCAGUACACGGCCUACGGCGAGGUCUACUUCGACUCCAACCCGGACUUCCAGCUGGUCGUCGGCUUCCACGGCGGCCUCUACGACCCGCUCACCAAGCUGGUCCACUUCGGCCAGAGGGACUACGACAUCCUGGCCGGCCGCUGGACCGCGCCCGACGUGGAGCUCUGGAAGAGGAUCGGCCGCGACCCGGCCCCCUUCAACCUCUACAUGUUCCGCAACAACAACCCCGCCAGCAAGAUCCACGACGUCAGGGACUACAUCACCGAUGUCAACAGCUGGCUGGUGACCUUUGGCUUCCACCUGCACAAUGCCAUCCCUGGCUACCCCGUGCCCAAGUUCGACCUGACGGAGCCUUCCUACGAGCUGGUGAAGAGUCAGCAGUGGGACGACGUCCCGCCCAUCUUCGGGGUCCAGCAGCAGGUGGCCCGCCAGGCCAAGGCCUUCCUGUCCCUGGGCAAGAUGGCAGAGGUGCGGCCCAGCCGGCGGCGCCUGGGCGGCGAGAAGUCGUGGCUGUGGUUCGCCACGGUCAAGUCCCUGAUCGGCAAGGGGGUCAUGCUGGCCGUCAGCCGCGGCCGGGUGCUGACCAACGUCCUCAACAUCGCCAACGAGGACUGCAUCAAGGUGGCCGCGGUGCUCAACAACGCUUACUACCUGGAGAACCUGCACUUCGCCAUCGAGGGCAAGGACACGCACUACUUCAUCAAGACGGCCUCGCCCGAGACCGACCUGGGCACCCUGCGCCUGACCAGCGGGCGCAAGGCCCUGGAGAACGGCAUCAACGUGACGGUGUCCCAGUCGACCACGGUGGUCAACGGGCGCACGCGCCGCUUCGCCGACGUGGAGAUGCAGUACGGGGCCCUGGCCCUGCACGUCCGCUACGGGAUGACCCUGGACGAGGAGAAGGCCCGCAUCCUGGAGCAGGCCCGCCAGCGGGCCCUGGCCCGCGCCUGGGCCCGCGAGCAGCAGCGGGUCCGCGACGGGGAGGAGGGGGCUCGCCUCUGGACCGAGGGCGAGAAGCGCCAGCUGCUGAGCGCCGGCAAGGUGCAGGGCUACGACGGCUACUACGUGCUGUCCGUGGAGCAGUACCCCGAGCUGGCCGACAGCGCCAACAACAUCCAGUUCCUCCGACAAAGCGAGAUCGGCAAGAGGUAACAGGCGGCCGCCGACCCUCGGCCCCGACGGUCCCCGGGGAAGACGACCCCCCCCCCCCCCCAGCCCCUCCGGACCCCCCAA